Molecule: messenger RNA, 2278 nt
Organism: Triticum aestivum (bread wheat)
Lineage: Eukaryota; Viridiplantae; Streptophyta; Magnoliopsida; Poales; Poaceae
Exons: 4
Coding region: 31-2043 (670 amino acids)
Source: RefSeq, a predicted model, not a curated record
CGUUCACACAAAAAGAAAACAAAAACGAUAAUGCCAAACCCUAAGCGCCCCGCCGUCACCGCCGACGACCCCGACCCUAAGCGCCGCGCCCUCCACGACCCCGUCCCUGAGCGCCGCGCCGGCGAGGACCCCGACUCUGAGCGCCGCGCCGGCGACGACCCCGACCCUGAGCGCCGCCGCGGCGACGACCCCGACCCCGACCCUAAGCGCCGCCGCGGCGACGCCCCCGACGGCGCAAGCCCUAAUCGCCUCCCCGACGGCGCAAGCCCUAAUCGCCUCCCCGACGGCGGCGACCCUUCUGGCCAAAGAACAGCUAUGGCGUAUGGCGGCGGGGCAGAAGGCUGGAGCACGGAAGAUAAGGUCGAGAAAGUGUAUGCCCAGAAGGAGGUGGCCAUGGACAUCACGGAGCGUAAGGAGCAGAUUGAGACAAUCUGUCUGCAGAUGCAGGUGACGGCAUCGUUCUUGACGAAGAUCAACGCAUCUCAGACCGCACUCCUGAUGGAGAGGGAAGAUACCGCAAACCAGAUCUCAGUUCUCUGUGAUAACUUGUCCAAGAUCAGAACAUUACUUGUUGAGAUCAGAUUCGACAUGGAGCCGAAGGAGCAGAUCGAGACAAUCUGUCUGCAGAUGCAGGAGACGGCAUCGUUCUUGACGAAGAUCAACGCAUCUCAGCCCGCACUCCUGAUGGAGAGGGAAGAUAUCCCAAACCAGAUUUCAGCUCUGUGUGAUAACUUGUCCAAGUUCAGAACAGUACUUGUUGAGAUCGGAUUCGAUGCCGCGGGCAGCAAAUCAUCUAUGAAGAAGAAGGACCUUGUGGGUAUUUAUGCCGCCAACCGCAUGCGCGAGAUGCAAGAGGAAAUCUCCAAGAAAGAGAAGAUCCGGAUCCGCGACCAGCUGCAGCUCAUCCCUCUCCAAGAGCCCGAGGAGUACAUGCAUGAGUAUUACAGGCUUCAUCCUCAUCAGGAGGAGGAGACGAAGCUGACGAGAUCUCUUAAGAAGCAGAUUGCAGAGGAGGAGAGCCUCUAUGCUACCUACCGUAGAGGCAGGAAGGGUUUAUUGGCUGGCUCUACCUUCGAAGCUGAAAGCAUGAUAAGUCCUAUGCAUUUUACUUUCUGCCCGCCUGGAGUAGCCUCUGAAGAUGACGUUGCAGUUACCACCGGGACCAGCUUGGAGAUCUUCUCCAUCAAGAUUGCCCAGAUCAAAGGCGACUUAAAUUGGCCUCUUUACGUGUAUGGUGUGGUCGCUGCCAGAGACAGAGUGGAUUUCAACCGCAACAUUCUCUUCAAUCGAAUGAGGAAUAAUGCCCAGAAAGUCACAGAAGCUGAUCCUUUUUUGUGCUUGACUGGUCCAGCUCGGGCAAUUUUGCCUGAGGUCGAGUUUGAAGUCGAACUCAUGGUUAAGGGCAGAACAAAGUCUUGCGACAGAGCAUUGAUAUAUCAAGCAUACCCCUACAUUCAUUCCUGUGCUGACCUCUAUAGUAUUGGCUUACACAACUGCCUAUGUGAAAUCAAGUUAAGCCUGCAGCAGCUUGUGAAUUCAGUUCAGGCUACAAUCAUAGCUGUCCAGAUCGUUAAUGCUGGCACAUGCACAUUCAAAUAUGGGGGCCGCGUUGCUUGCUCGUUGAAAUCUAAUGAAGCUAUUGUCUGUGAUAGUAAAGGCUUUUUGAUGGAAGAUCCCCCAGGAGCGGGAGCUACAUGGACCGGGCUGCCCUUUAUUGAUCCCCCAGGCACACAAGUUGUGUUGCUUGAUUCUCGUUAUUGCGAUGAUGGAGAAAUGCCAAUGAGCACUGAUGGUUACCUUGAUCUAAUGAGGCGUGUUGUUUCCGUGGAGUUACCGGUAGAUCAUUUUUAUUAUCCAGAAAAGUUAGAAGAGACCUUAAAAGUUCAGGUAGAAGCCUAUUCAGAGUCUGGUGUUGUUUCUGCAAAAGGUCAUGUCAAGUUCACCCCCAAGCUUUGCAACAUAAGUAAAGCUGUAUGUGACAUUGGGGACUCCAAGGUGGAGAUCACCGUUGCUUGGUCGGUCCAUGUUGUAUGCAAGACCUAACCUUGAGGAGGUUGAUGCUCAAUCCAUCCUAACUGAAGCCUGAUGCUACCAGCUGCUACACUACUCUGCUACCUCCAUUAGCUGUUACACUACUACUUGCUGCUGCUAGCUUGUUGGCCCAUAAGUACUCAACCUGAACCUUGUUUUUUGUGUAUUUGUGCUGCUGCUGAACCUUGUAUUUCUGCUACUAUUUGUGCACCUGAACCUUUGUAUUUGUGCUCCUGGACCUGAACCA